Messenger RNA from Microbotryum saponariae, 1039 nucleotides. Lineage: Eukaryota; Fungi; Basidiomycota; Microbotryomycetes; Microbotryales; Microbotryaceae. The record is from the annotation of a GenBank genome assembly.
AUGCAGGAAGCAGCAGAAGAAACCCGAGUCGAAUUCGUUGCACGAUGGUUCGAUGAGCUCAAAAGUGAAGUUGAUCGUAAUCCUGUCUAGAGGGCCUUUGCGCUGCAUGGGAACACGCAGUGAGCUGAUCCCCUAACACCCCAUCAGAGCUUCGAGCGACUCUGAACGCCACGAACCCAUCGCCAUCACCAACCCAACUCGACGAACUGUCGAGAUCAAUGCAACAGCUCAAGCAGGCACUGAGUCAGAACGCUGAUAGGAUACCAGUGUUUGAAUUGGGCCGGUGCGAGCGAGUCAGUCAGGCUGUGCCAUUCGCCGAAGAGGGGUGGGAUGCGGUGCCGCAGCUCAUCACUUUUUCGGAUUGUUUUGUAGGAAAUCAAAGCCGUUCAAGAAGCGGUGUCUAGAUCCAAAGGAGAACUAUCGUCGACAAAGUCCAAAUUCAGCUUUCGAAAGACCGAGCCCAAGUCGGCCCCACCAAAACUUCCGCAGCCGAUCUCGGAUCAACCGCCUGCUGCACCACCGGAGGCCGACAGUCAUCGUCGGAAACCUCACAACAUCCCCUCCAUCUCGCUCACUAUGAGCGGCAAGAGCAAUUGCUACCUCUGCUCGCAAGACCUCCCCUCGACCUCAGCAUCGCAAGCCCUGUUGCUCGCUGAUUUGGAAAACUCGUUCGUGGACCUUUCCAACUCCCAACCCACAUCAUGUUCGGCCCUUUACCUUUAUAGCAUUCGAAAGAGUUGUAUUAUUGUCCCACCUAUAUCGGGAUCGAUCAUGGUCCACGACUGUCACGAUUGUGUCUUCUUUUUGGGGUCUCAUCAGGUAAGUCCCACCGCGUCGACCAGUCUCCCAAGGCUCUCGGCAGGGCGACACCUGACACAGAUUUGACUCGGUCCAGUUUCGGAUGCACGACUCGACGGAUACGAGAAUUCUGUUACGGGUGACGAGCAAGCCUGUUAUAGAGCGGUGUAGAGGAUUGGUCUUCGGGCCUUAUCCCUUUGCCGAAUUGAACGCAAGUUUGGGUCCGAGGCGGAUCCCCUGA